Messenger RNA from Jatropha curcas, 2159 nucleotides. RefSeq names its product pentatricopeptide repeat-containing protein At3g62890. Gene Ontology annotation, molecular function: protein binding; RNA binding; zinc ion binding. The record is from RefSeq and is a predicted model, not a curated record. Lineage: Eukaryota; Viridiplantae; Streptophyta; Magnoliopsida; Malpighiales; Euphorbiaceae. Gene Ontology annotation, biological process: RNA modification.
AGGACUAAAUAGUUAUUUACCAUUGAUUAAUGACACAUUGGAGUGGCCUUCUAGAAAGGACUAUGGCUGCCUUAUUGGAAGGUUUCCUUAACGAACUUUCAAAAUCUAAAUUCCCAUUUCAAACUCGUCUUCUAUGUUCACUAAUAAACCUGAACCUCUUCUUUCCUUCUCGACGAAAAUUUCAAAUCCUCAAUUCUCAAUUGCUACAUUUCGAUCUAUUUUCUCUUUUUUUCAGUCCAAUUAUUGCCCAUCAGUCUCUCACACCAAGCAAGCCCAUGCCCGCAUCAUCAUCUCCGGUCUCGCUUCCAAUUCAUCUCUCAUGGGUCAUCUCCUCACCUUUCUCGCUCUCACUCCAUCAACCCCAUUUGACUAUUCUCUUUCAAUUUAUCAAACACUCUCAUCUCCAACUGUUUUCGCUUCCAAUAACAUGAUCCGGUGCUUUACAAAGACUGAAUCGCCACUUAACGCUGUUGUUUUUUACUCAUCUAUGUUGAGAAGUUGUGUAAUACCCAAUAAUUAUAGUUUCACUUUUCUUUUGCAAGCUUGUGCAAAGGGUUUUGGUUUAAAUGAAGGGGCUCAGGUUCAUGAUCAUGUGGUGAAGUUUGGGUUUUGUGAGGAUGUUUAUAUUAGGAAUGCUCUGAUUCACCUGUAUUCUGCUUGUUGUCAUAUUGAGAGUUCAAAAAGGGUUUUUGAUGAGAGUCCAAAUAAGUGUGAUGUUGUUACUUGGAAUGUUAUUUUGGCUGGAUUUGCAAGAGAUGGACAAGUUGGUGUUGUGGAGAAGUUGUUUGAUGAAAUGCCUGAAAGAGAUGUUGUCUCGUGGAAUACAAUGAUUAUGGCUUAUCUGCAUAAUGGGGAGCUUGAAGAAUGUUUAGACUGUUUUCGAAGGAUGAGAGAAAGUGGGUUUAUUCCAAAUGAGGCUACAUUGGUGAUGAUGCUCUCAGCAUCUGCGCAGUUGGGUUUGGUUGAACACGGUCGGUUGGUGCAUUCUAUUAUAGAUUAUUUGGAUAUUCCAAUGACAGUUGCUCUUGGGACAGCUCUCCUUGACAUGUAUGCAAAGUGUGGGUGCAUUGAAAAGUGUAGGCUUUUCUUUGACAAAAUGCCCCAACGAGAUAUUUCAACAUGGAAUGUUAUGAUUUGCGGGAUGGCAUCACAUGGCCUUGGAAAGGAAGCUCUUGCACUCUUUGAGAGGUUCUUAAAUGAAGGACUACGUCCAGUGAAUAUAACCUUCAUUGGUGUUUUGAAUGCUUGUAGUCGAGCAGGUUUGGUAAGGGAGGGCAAACAUUAUUUCAAGAUGAUGACAGAAAAUUAUGGCAUUGAACCAGAGAUGGAGCAUUAUGGCUGUAUGGUUGAUCUCUUGGGUCGAGCAGGUUUAGUCUCCGAGGCUAUUGAAAUGAUUGAGAAGAAUGUUGUUUCACCAGACCCAGUAUUGUGGGCAACACUUCUCUGCGCCUGUAGGAUUCAUGGAUUAGUAGAAUUGGGUGAAAAUAUUGGGAAUAAAUUGAUAGAAUUGGAUCCAACAUAUGAUGGACAUUAUGUACAAUUAUCCAGUAUUUAUGCCAAGUCUAGAAAAUGGGAUCAGGUAGUAAGAGUUCGAAGGCUGAUGGCUGAAAGGAACACUAGUAAAGUUCCAGGUUGGAGCUUGAUUGAAGCCCAGGGAAGAGUCCAUCGAUUCAUUGCAGGCGACAAAGAACAUGAGCGUUCAAUAGAGAUAUACAAAAUGCUCAAUAUAAUUGAAACUCGUGUAGCUGAAGCCGGCUAUGUUCGUAAUUUAUCAUCAGUUUUACAUGACAUUGGGGAGGAAGAAAAAGAAAAUGCAAUUAAGGUGCACAGUGAGAGAUUGGCAAUUGCUUUUGGGUUUUUAGUAACAGGAGCUGGAGAUUGCAUUCGAAUUGUAAAAAAUUUAAGAGUUUGUAGAGAUUGUCAUGAGGUCACCAAGAUGAUAUCCAGAGUUUUUGAGAGGGAGAUUAUAGUGAGAGAUGGAAGCAGAUUUCAUCAUUUUAAGGAGGGGAAAUGUUCAUGUCUUGAUUAUUGGUAGAAUAAAACCAUAAGCAUUUCUGUUCAGUGGAGUCUCCAUUUCUAUUUUUUGUCAGGAAAUUUCUAACAUAGUUCUUUACAGGGUAGAUUAGAAAUAAGAACUUACCUGUCUGCUUUACCUUGUA